CGGUUGCGGUUGCGGUUGCGGCUGCGGGAAUUUGCGGAUGCGGGUGGUUGCGGUUUCUAGCGGUUUUAAGAGAUUUGUACGACUGGUUUUGCGGUUAAAAAUUGGUACGUUUGCGGGAUACUUAUGACUGGUUAACUACCUUAUACAGCAGCGGUUAAAUAAUAAAUUAACAAUAUUUACAUUUUAUAUAAUUAUAAAAAUAUCAAAAAUUAUAAUAUUAUAAUAAAUAUGAAAUUUAUAUUUAGAAAAUUAUAGUUUUAAAUUUUUAAAAAUUAUAGAAAAUAUUUUUAUUUAAAAAUUUUAGAAUAUUAAUUAAAAUAUAAUAGAUAUAUGUUAUUAUUUUUAUAAUUCCAAUUUAAUUUUUUUAUUGAAUAUUUUUAUUUUUGUAUUUAUAUGGUUUUAAAAAAAAAAUUAUCCUCCCGCAACCGCAAACGCUAGCUGGAACCAACUUUUGAUUUUAAGAGGUUCAGAGCGGUUUGAAGCGUAUCGGUUUGUAUGAUUGUUUCGAAACGCUGUCAACCGCUACUAACCGCAAAAACUGCGUUUGCGGGUGGUAGCGGGAAAACCAGUCUCACCCUAAAUUAUAAAUUAACGUGCAACAAACACAAUCUAUCAGAAGAUUUAUUUAUUUAUUUCAAAUUUCUUCAAAACCAAAAUUUCUUGUAUCGUCCGUUGAGGAGAAACUUCAAACGAACCAGCCAGCCAUGAACGAUCUUCUCUCCCGCUCUUUCAAACGCUCCGUAGCCGACGACUCAUCGCCGCCUCACUCGCACACUAUCGAGAUGCCAAAGGCUAAGUACUCAGACGAGAACAAUCUCGACAAGUUCUUCCUCGACGUGGAGGAGGUUAAUAAUGAUCUAAAAGAGCUCGAUCGCCUAUGUCACAGUCUCCAAGUAAGCCACGACAAGAGCAAGACGCUCCACAACUCUAAGGCUGUCAAGGAGUUGAAGGACAAGAUGGAUUCUGACGUGUCUAAGGCGCUCAAGACGGCGAAGCGUGUGAAAGGAAACCUCCAGGCACUGGAUCGUUCGAAUGAAGUGAACCGGAGUUUACCGGAAUGCGGACCGGGUUCAUCUUCUGACCGGCAAAGGAUGGCGGUGGUUAACGGGUUGAGGAAGAAGCUGAAAGAUGCGAUGAACCAUUUUAUGCGAGUGAGAGAGACUAUCUCGACGGAAUAUAGAGACACAAUUCACCGGUUGUACUUCACCGUCACCGGAGAAAAUCCCGACGAGGACACCGUCGAUCACCUAAUCUCUACAGGAGAAAGCGAAACAUUUUUGCAAAAAGCUAUACAAGAACAAGGUCGGGGUAGGAUUUUGGACACCAUAAACGAGAUACAAGAGAGGCAUGACGCAGUGAAAGACAUUGAGAAGAGCUUGAACGAGUUGCAUCAGGUGUUUCUUGACAUGGCCGUCUUGGUUCAGAGCCAGGGUGAACAGCUGGACACCAUUGAAGACAGCCUCAAACGAACCAAUACGAUUAUCCGUUCCGGUGCAGACCAGCUUGUUAAGGCGCGGUUCUAUCAGAAGAACACGCGUAAGUGGACUUGCUACGCGGUUUUGAUACUGAUCAUUAUUGUGGUUUUAGUUGUGUUGUUUACGGUUAAACCUUGGGAAAAUAACAAUGGUGGUGGUGGAGGAGGUGGUUCGAACCGUCAAGCCACACCGGUGCAAGCUCCACCACCUCCAUCUCAGGCCCGACGUCUACUUCGUUAAUUUUUGUUUUGUUUUUACUUUUUAGUUCUCUUGGUCUAUGCAUGGACCUCUGCUUUGGAGAUUGAUUAUUUAUUUAAUCGUUUUACUAGUAAUGUUUUUGAUUGGUUCAAGUCCUUGUGUAUAUAUAUAUCUCAUGCGAGCAGUACAUAAAUUAUUUACCUUCUAUAAAUAGCGCGGUAAUGAAAUUUAUCGUGAAAUGUAUUUCGUUACGCGUGUUUUCAUAAGAAAAUCACAUUUUGAAACAAUCAAUAACUGAAAAAGUCAAUAGAAGAAUGUCAUAUACAUAUAUGGUACAGGUGAAAGCCCAUUAGUCAUACAAAACAAGAGGUUUAUUGUGUUGUGCAGAUUCUGUCUGUUUGUUCGCUCCCAAUGUCGUCGUUGAGGAUGAUAGGCAAGUCAUCGUAUGUGACUGAUAUCUUGUGUAUUUGGCUCUCUUCUUAUUAAUGGAUUUGUGUAAGAUCAGACAUAGCCGUUAACUUCACAGGUCAGUUCAGUCAUUUCCGCAAACACUUUGUGAGUCUUCCCUCUGAUCAAGUUAAGUUCUAAUCACAUGAGAAUUGGUCGAAUUAAAUAAAACCCUUGUUCGAAAACUCGCUAGGCGUUACGCGUGCGCUCGGGUUGGGCCUAGCGCGUAAUGGGAAAAGCGGAGAUUAAUCCAAGAUUAAUCGGCGAUUAUUUUUGCGUGUAGUCUGGUGGGUGCUUUUGUGAGUCAUUCACAUCAGGUCCUGAGUUCGAAGCCUGAAAUUUUUCAUUUUUGCUUUUUAUUUUUUUAGGAGUGGCAAUAUGAUAAUAUUCUCAUCGUCUUCCUCUGUCCCAAAUAUUAAGGGUUAGCUGUUUCUGCAAUAUUUAUCAGCCGCAAUAAAAAGUUUCGUUAAAUAUUUAUUGCUUUUUAAUUGUUGUUUACACCUUGAAGCUAUAGAUCUACACUAUAUUGAAGGAUUC
Molecule: messenger RNA, 2657 nt
Organism: Brassica napus (rape)
Lineage: Eukaryota; Viridiplantae; Streptophyta; Magnoliopsida; Brassicales; Brassicaceae
Product: syntaxin-122
Exons: 2
Coding region: 705-1715 (336 amino acids)
Biological process (GO): exocytosis; intracellular protein transport; vesicle fusion
Cellular component (GO): SNARE complex; plasma membrane; endomembrane system
Molecular function (GO): SNARE binding; SNAP receptor activity
Source: RefSeq, a predicted model, not a curated record